Molecule: messenger RNA, 4225 nt
Organism: Clarias gariepinus (North African catfish)
Lineage: Eukaryota; Metazoa; Chordata; Actinopteri; Siluriformes; Clariidae
Gene: slc38a9
Product: solute carrier family 38 member 9
Exons: 15
Coding region: 273-1937 (554 amino acids)
Biological process (GO): amino acid transmembrane transport
Molecular function (GO): amino acid transmembrane transporter activity
Source: RefSeq, a predicted model, not a curated record
ACAUGUUAAUCAUGGGCUGCUAGUUUAAAAAGUUGGAUCCGUUUGUAUAGCCUUUGCUUUUAAACCCUCAAUGCAACAUCCUGCACAUAGAAAAGAUGUCACAACAUCGCAACAUCCUACAAAUAGAAAAGACAGAAAUCGUUAAUGAAACAUCCUGCGACAGCGUUUCCAUGACAGUAUUAUAUCAGCUGGAAUGUGCUUGUGGUGUGCUGACGCUUCAUCCUCAUCAAAGGUUAUGAUAUUCAAGCGAAGCCUGUGAAUCAGAAGAGGUCAUGGAGGAUGAUGGAAAACCUCUGCUGGGUUCGAUUCAAGCAGGAGAUUAUUACUCAGACCAGAUAGAAGUUCUGGACCCCAGGCAAAGAAGGCCUUUUCAUGUGGAGCCCAGGAACAUCGUGGAGGACUCGGCUCAGGAGCGAGUGUCUGCUGAAGCUUCAGUGCUUAACAGCAGAGUUCAUUACUAUGGUCGUCUAACUGCAUCGUCAGACAGGCUGCUGGCUCCGCCUGACCAUGUGAUCCCAGAACCUGAGGAGAUCUUUGUUUACAGCCCUCUGGGGACAGCGUUUAAAGUACAAGGAGGCGAGGGCACUGUCAAAAACCCCAGUAUCGUCACUAUAUUUGCUAUCUGGAAUACGAUGAUGGGAACGUCCAUACUGAGCAUGCCAUGGGGAAUAAAGCAGUCUGGGUUCACAUUGGGAAUAAUCAUUCUCAUCUUAAUGGGCUUAAUCACACUGUACUGUUGCUACAGGAUUCUGAAAUCCACAAAAUCAAUACCUUAUGUAGAUACCUCAGACUGGGAGUUUCCUGACGUGUGUAAAUAUUAUUUUGGGAGAUUUGGACAGUGGUCGAGUCUGUUAUUUUCCAUGGUGUCGCUGAUUGGGGCGAUGGUGGUCUACUGGGUGCUCAUGUCUAACUUCCUGUUUAACACUGGCAAAUUCAUUUACAACUAUGUUCAUCAAGUCAAUGUGUCUGAUUCAGAGUUUGGCACAAAUGGAACCGAUAGAGUGGUUUGUCCAUACCCAGAUGCAGAUUCAAAUAAGAACAUUGGCGUUAACCAACAUUAUGUCAGUGAUAACAGUACGGCUACAGUGUUGUUUGACCACUGGUGGAGUAAAAACAACACUAUCCCUCUCUACCUUGUUGUGCUGCUUUUUCCCCUGCUCAACUUUCGCUCGGCCUCCUUCUUCGCCAGGUUCACCUUUUUAGGCACUAUUUCAGUUGUUUACCUCAUCAUCCUGGUCACCCUUAAAGCUUUCCGGCUAGGCUUUCAUCUGGAGUUCCAUUGGUUUGAUUCCACCGAAUUUUUCGUUCCAGAGUUCAGAAUCUGGUGUCCUCAACUCACUGGUGUUCUCACUCUGGCCUUCUUCAUCCACAACUGCAUCAUCACUCUGAUGAAGAACAACAGGAAUCAGGAAAACAACGUUCGGGAUUUGUCCUUGGCAUACCUUUUAGUAGGUCUAACCUAUCUCUACGUGGGAAUCAUGAUCUUUGCUUCUUUUCCUUCUCCACCACUGUCUAAAAACUGCAUUGAACCAAACUUUCUGGAUAACUUUCCCAGCAGUGACAUUAUGGUCUUUGUGGCUCGUGCUUUUCUGCUGUUUCAAAUGACCACCGUCUACCCGCUGUUGGGUUACCUGGUUCGGGUGCAGAUCAUGGGUCAUUUGUUUGGUGAUCACUACCCCAGUUUUUUCCAUGUCUUCUUCCUAAAUAUCAUUAUUGUGGCUGCUGGGGUCCUAAUGGCCAAGUUUUAUCCCAACAUUGGUUCCAUUAUCAGGUACUCGGGGGCCACCUGCGGUCUGGCUCUGGUGUUUGUCUUCCCCUCAGCUGUCCAUCUAAAGGCCCUGAAACGUAGCGGUGAAUUGCGCUGGCCCUCUGCUUGCUUCCACAUCUUCCUCAUCGUGCUCGGAGCGGCCAACCUCCUGGCCCAGUUCUUCAUGUAGUACCAUCACAUUGUUUUCUGACACAAAUUCUCACGGUUGUAGUUCUCAUGUUGGCACUAGGUGGCAGUGUUGCAGUUCUAGUACUGUAAUUCACUUUAAAGUAAUAAACUCACUGCACAUGGAUGAUAUCAGAAAGGGAAAUCCAUCUGAUUUGGCAAAAAUCACCUUUGUUUGAAAAGCCCUGUCAGUGUUACUUACUGAAAAACAACCAUCAGCACAGUUGUUUUAACAUUUGUGUUACAGGGAUUUUUUCAAGUUCAAGCUAAAAGGAUACAGCAGCCAAGCAGUGUUUGAGUAUCAUUCCUCCACUGUAUGUCAGGCAGGUGACUGUAAUUGGUUCGAGAAGUUACACGCCAUUAUUCCAACUGCACUUUUGAAUUUUGUGUUGAUUCAACUAUUUUUUUUAAGCACAUUUGUUCAUGCAGAUCUUAUGCAUGCCCAAAUUCCACAGAUUUAUACUGUGAACUCAACAGAAUGUUCAGGUCAUGCAUGUAUGGUUUUAUUUAUGGUACUUGUCUAGGUCCUUGUACUGAACAUUUUGUAAUUUACGGUUCAUACCUUGACACCCUUCAUUAAAAUGAGCAAAAAUUAUUCAUUAUGAACAUUAAACACACUAAUUCAAGGGGGAAAAUCUCGUUAGAACUGCAUUUUUAAAUAAUAAUUCUCUCUAUUAAUCUAUCUAGCUAGCUCAUCUUCCAAAGAAACCAUGGCCUGUUUCACAAAGUAAAAAUGAUGUACCAUCCUUUUUGUCAUUCAUUUCCAUAGAGAAAACCAAUCAUCUCCCAACACAAAGGCUCCUGCACAAAUGGUAAAAAAAAAUAAUAAAAAAAAGCAGUAAUAAGCACAAUGAAGGUCAGAACAAAAAGUUUUGGAUGUCUGAAACUGUUAAAAGCGUGUCUAGAAUUGGAUCUAUGAGCACGCUGCCUACUUUCACGUUCAGGAGGAUGAAAGAGGGAUUAAAAAUUCUAAAGAUCACAGUUUUAGAAUUGCACAUGUGUCAUGUUACAAAAUCAACCAGCAACUUCACUUUACAACAACAAGCCGUUUGGAAGCCCCUGAUACACACUGUAAAAUAUACAGUUGCACCACUAAUGCUUUGGGGCUCUUGUAAAGAUUUCUGAAAUCUUCAGUUGUGCCAAGUACCAGGAUGUGUCAGCCCAACUCGGUGUUGCCUGUACCAGGUCUUUAAAUGGAUAUGGAUAGUUUUCGGCAAGGUGCUGGGACAAACAUACAGUAGUUCCAAAUCAGCAUAAAUAAACACAUACGUUAGUUGUUUAGACGACUUGAGCCAUCUCUCAUUGCUUCAUAUUAAAUUAUCAACUUUAGAGAAAUAGAAACAAAUGUUUUACUGUGACAGGCUACAAAGUGCAUAAAGGUCCAAUUUAAAAAUUGGUGGUUUAUGUCACAACCUCAGCAGCAACCUCAUUACCCCUCUCGUCUGUUUCAGGCAUUCAGAAUCACCAGUAAACUAAUCACCUGCACCUGUUUCUCAUUAGUUCAUGUCUUACGCUUUUUUAUGCUUGAAUGAUUCAUAGGUCACUGUGUGGCUUAACAAGCAAAAAAACAAACAUUCCUCUGAAACUGGUCAGGUACAAGGACUGGGCUGGAAGUGAGAGCCAGAGAAGUGGAAGCCUGGAGAACUAUUCCUCAAGCUUACAUUAAAGCAUAUGGAAAAAGUCUGCCUCUUUUAAAAGCAAAAUAUAAAGAAAUGAGGAAAGGCGCAAGCCUUUUUUUCUAUUAAAUGAACGGAGAUUUUUUUACAUUUUGAAACAACUGUUCUGUCAGGAAAAAAUGCACUUUUUUGUUUCUAAUGUAACUAUGCAUAUAAUAACUCAUAGCAGGUUAUUGUUUCUAUAUAGAAAGUUUUUUUUUUUCAAAAAGGGUGCAGAUAUUUCUGAAGAUACAGUUAUAUGUAUUAACCUAUCAAGCUUUACUAUUACAAUGAUUUGUGUAUUGCGGUGUGAUUUUUUGUUUUUUAAUGGUAAUGUAUUAACGAGUGGACAAAGUAAUUGAAAUAAAUGAGCUGAGAAAUAGAGCUGUAAUCCUUUUGGGAGUGUGUGAGCUGAUCUCACUAGUCUCUGGAUUUAUUUGAAGAUGCUCAUGUUUUUCUUGAAGUUUGAUUUAUCAAUGUUAAAGCCUUAGGAAUUCAUAAGUGUCUUAAAUGAUCAGGCUAGGGAUAUAUGACGCUGACAUUUUUGCUGGGUUGCAGAGUUUUAAUUUGCACAUCAGACAAAUGUUCAAAGCUUUUGUUGGUUGUGAAAUGGUGUACAACUUUUAAUUUGGAAAGC